UAAUUUAAAAAAUUCGAGUAAAUUGCAACUUCCUCUGCAUCUUCCCCAUCGAAACCCUAGCGCCCACAAUCCGUGUUGCAAGCCGUAGCCUUCCCUAUUCUCCGUCUCUCCUGCCCAAUGGUUCAGCCGACAAAUCCAUCCAAAUUGCGAUGGGGGGAGCUAGAUGACGAUGAUGGGGAUCUCGAUUUUCUUCUUCCUCCCAAGCAAGUUAUUGGGCCGGACGAAAAUGGGUUGAAGAAAACUAUUGAGUAUCAGUUUAACGAAGAUGGAAACAAGGUCAAAAUCACGACGACCUCUCGAACGCGCAAGCUUGCUAAUGCUCGUCUGAGUAAACAUGCCAUAGAGCGCCGAUCUUGGGCCAAGUUCGGCGAUGCUGUUCAUGAAGACGUCGGAAGUAGGCUCACUAUGGUCUCGACCGAGGAGAUUCUUCUCGAGCGUCCUCGUGCUCCUGGUAGCAAACCAGAGGAGCCAAAGGUUGCUGGGGACCCACUAGCUCAACUUGGGAAAGGUGGAGCUGUUCUUAUGGUCUGCCGAACCUGUGGUAAAAAGGGUGACCACUGGACCUCAAGGUGCCCUUACAAAGACCUGGCAUCACAAGCUGAUGGAUUGGAUAAGACUGUUGCACCAGAGGCUACAACUGCCGCUCCUGGUGCAACAAAGGGAGCGUAUGUACCUCCAGGUAUGAGAGCAGGGGCAGAGAGGACUGGAACUGACAUGAGACGUAGAAAUGAUGAGAACUCUGUUCGUGUGACCAACCUUUCGGAGGAUACUAGAGAGCCUGACUUACUUGAGCUUUUCCGACCUUUUGGUGCUGUUAGCCGAGUUUAUGUCGCUGUUGAUCAAAAGACUGGCAUGAGCAGAGGAUUUGGUUUUGUAAACUUUGUGAACCGUGAGGAUGCACAAAGAGCAAUUAACAAACUCAAUGGAUAUGGUUAUGAUAAUCUCAUCCUUAGAGUUGAGUGGGCUACUCCAAGGGCGACUUAAAGGUAUGAUUUCUCUCUCAAACUCUCUUGUGAUUUGCAUACUCUUGUAGCUGGAUUUUUCUCUCCAACAUUUUGUUAAUGUUUUCUUUAGAUUACUUGAGUCCAGAAAAUGAUUGAAUCAGUGUUUUGCACCGGUAAUUUACAUGUAGUGGAUUUAAUUCAAUGACUCUGUGAGUUUACUUAUUUGACUGUUUGAAGCUGGGAGAAAUAGCAAUGUUUUUACGUUUUCAUAGCGUGUUAACAGUACAGAAAUGAAAAUAUGUAAAUGUAAAGGGAAAACCGUUGCUAUUCAUUAAGCUUUAUACGUUA
Cucurbita moschata (crookneck pumpkin) is the source of this 1292-nucleotide messenger RNA. RefSeq names its product eukaryotic translation initiation factor 3 subunit G-like. NCBI's taxonomy places the organism in Eukaryota, Viridiplantae, Streptophyta, Magnoliopsida, Cucurbitales, Cucurbitaceae. Gene Ontology annotation, molecular function: translation initiation factor activity; RNA binding. Bases 118 to 984 code for a protein of 288 amino acids. Gene Ontology annotation, cellular component: cytoplasm; eukaryotic translation initiation factor 3 complex. The record is from RefSeq and is a predicted model, not a curated record. The transcript is spliced from 2 exons.